Molecule: messenger RNA, 513 nt
Organism: Ectocarpus sp. CCAP 1310/34
Lineage: Eukaryota; Phaeophyceae; Ectocarpales; Ectocarpaceae
Source: the annotation of a GenBank genome assembly
GGGUCGCCGUUGAGCUGUGUACCUCGGAUGAUCAACUUGUUUAUUCGUCGACAGCAGCACGUAUGGAGUAACCACCGGCCCCCCGCACUUCCACCCGCUGUUCGCGUGCAUGCAGGCGGGAACCACGAUAUCAGAAUAUUUGAAACGCUUCCGGAAGGGCAACUGGUAGACGAAACCCACCCCCCGACCCCCCGACCCCCCUGCAAGAAGGCAGUACCAUCCUUUAAGGGUCUGGCGGGGGUCCAGCAAGUGGUCAGGUUGCUGCUGAACCCACAAGCGGCGUGCGUAACCGUCACUGGCGAGCACGGGUCCGGCAAAACGGAGCGGGCCAUCCAGGCCUGCGACUACGUGAGGGAGAGGCACCACUUCGAUUCCUUCCUGUGGGCGGACUGCGACAAGGCCGCCUUCAAUUCCUGCUCCGACAAGUCCUCCGGCCACCCGUUUUUCGCCCUCCAAAACUGUCUGAACGAUUCUGCCUGGGAAGACCCCUGCCGGCUGGUGAGGCCCGCAUGA